This is a messenger RNA of Poecile atricapillus (Black-capped chickadee), 3936 nucleotides long. RefSeq names its product contactin associated protein family member 4 (gene CNTNAP4). NCBI's taxonomy places the organism in Eukaryota, Metazoa, Chordata, Aves, Passeriformes, Paridae. Gene Ontology annotation, molecular function: calcium ion binding. The record is from RefSeq and is a predicted model, not a curated record. Bases 4 to 3936 code for a protein of 1310 amino acids. The transcript is spliced from 24 exons.
UCGAUGAAUGUGAACAUGGAUCCUGUCACUGAAAUCUUCUUGAAGCUGCUCUUUAUCCUGUCUGUUCAUCACCAGCAUACGGCAGUGGCAGGAAAUAAAUAUAAUUGUGAUGAUCAGCUGGUUUCUGCUUUGCCUCAGUCAUCAUUCAGUAGCUCAUCAGAGCUGUCUAGCAGUCACAGCCCUGGAUUUGCAAGGCUUAAUCGAAGAGAGGGUGCUGGUGGCUGGUCUCCACUUGUGUCCAAUAAAUAUCAAUGGCUGCAGAUUGAUCUUGGUGAAAGAACUGAGAUUACUGCUGUUGCUACUCAAGGUGGUUACGGGAGCUCAGACUGGGUAACAAGCUACCUUCUGAUGUUCAGUGACAGUGGACGAAAUUGGAAGCAGUAUCGUCAAGAGGAAAGCAUUUGGGCCUUUUCUGGAAACACAAAUGCAGACAGUGUCGUGUACUAUAAGCUUCAGCAUUCUAUUAAAGCAAGAUUUCUCCGUUUCGUACCUUUGGACUGGAAUCCAAAUGGCAGGAUUGGAAUGCGCAUUGAAGUGUAUGGAUGCACAUAUAGGUCUGAGGUGGUUGGCUUUGAUGGGAAAAGUUGUCUAAUUUACACAUUUAAUAAAAAACUCAUUAAUGCACUGAAAGAUGUGAUUUCUCUGAAGUUUAAGACAAUGCAAAGUGAUGGAAUUCUCCUCCACAGAGAAGGACAAAAUGGAGACCACAUCACCAUGGAAUUAUCUAAAGGGAAGCUGUCCUUACUCAUUAAUUUAGGUGAUACUAAAACUCAUCCUUCUAAUGCCCAAGUUAAUAUUACGCUGGGCAGCCUUUUGGAUGAUCAACACUGGCAUUCUGUUCUCAUUGAGCAUUUUAACAAUCAAGUAAACUUUACAGUGGAUAAACACACUCAUCAUUUUCAUGCAAAAGGAGAAUUCAGUUAUUUGGACCUUGAUUAUGAGCUCAGCUUUGGAGGGAUCCCAGUGCCUGGAAAAUCAGGGACAUUAUCACGCAGGAACUUUCAUGGGUGUUUUGAAAAUAUUUAUUAUAAUGGAGUGAACAUUAUUGACCUGGCCAGGAGGCAUAAAUCUCAGAUCUACAUUGUGGGCAAUAUGUCCUUCUCUUGUUCAGAGCCACAGGUGGUUCCUGUUACAUUUCUGAGCUCCAGCAGUUUCCUGGCACUGCCAGGCACAUCAGGGCAAGAUGAAGUAUUUGUCAGUUUUCAGUUUCGCACUUGGAACAAGGAAGGACUUCUAUUAUCCAGUAAACUGCACCAGUCUUCAGGUGGAUUCCUCUUAUAUUUGAGUGAUGGCAGAGUCAAAAUCAAUCUUCAUAAAACAGGAAGAGUAAUGAGUGACAUCGCUGCAGGUGCUGGAUUAAAUAAUGGCCAAUGGCAUUCUGUAUCUCUCUCUAUCAAAAGGAAUCGUAUCAGUUUAAGAGUGGACAAUGAUGUGACUUCAUCUGCUUAUGCCUUCAUACCUCUGCAGAUUUAUUCAGAUGUGUUCUACUUCGGAGGCUGUCCUAGCAAUGGAAACACUUCUGAAUGUAAUACCUCAUUUGGUGGUUUUCAAGGAUGCAUGCGACUUAUUUCCAUUGGUAACAAAGCAGUGGAUAUGAUCUCUAUUCAGCAAAACAGUUUUGGCAAUUUCAGUGAUCUUCAGAUAGAUUUAUGUGGCAUUACAGACAGGUGUUUGCCUAAUUACUGUGAACACGGUGGUGAGUGCUCACAGUCCUGGAACAGUUUCCACUGCAACUGUGCCAAUACUGGUUACAAGGGAGCUACUUGUCACUAUCCCAUCUAUGAGCAAUCAUGUGAAGCCUAUAAGCACAGAGGGAACACUUCAGGCUUUUACAAUAUUGAUUCAGAUGGAAGUGGCCCCUUGGGACCAUUUCUCGUAUACUGCAAUAUGACAGAUGCAACGUGGACAAUUAUACAGCAUAACAGCACCAACCUAACCAGAGUUAAAAGUGCUAAUCGAGAGAACCCACACACUGUGUUUUUCAAGUAUUCUGCCAGCCUAGACCAGCUUUGGGCUACAAUAAACCUCGCAGAUCACUGUGAACAAGAGCUUGCUUACUACUGCAAAAAAUCAAGGCUUUUAGAUCAGUCAGAUGGGAUGCCACUGAGCUGGUGGAUUGGAAGAACAAAUGAAACUCAUACUUACUGGGGAGGUUCCUUGCCUGCUGUACAAAAAUGUGCUUGUGGACUGGAGGGAAGCUGCAUUGAUUCCCAGCAUUACUGCAACUGUGAUGCGGACAGGGAUGAAUGGACUAAUGAUACUGGCUUCCUCUCCUACAAGGACCAUCUACCAGUAACUGAAAUUGUGAUCACAGAUACUGACAGACCAAACUCGGAAGCUGCUUACAAACUGGGGCCUUUGCUUUGCCGUGGUGAUAGAACAUUUUGGAAUUCAGCUUCCUUCAACACAGAGACAUCCUACCUGCAUUUCCCCACCUUCCAUGGAGAACUUAGUGCAGAUGUCUCAUUUUUCUUUAAAACUACUGCUUCCUCAGGAGUGUUUUUAGAGAAUCUGGGAAUUCAAGAUUUCAUAAGGAUAGAGUUGCAGUCUCCAUCUGAAGUGGUUUUUUCCUUUGACGUGGGAAAUGGACCUAGCGAAGUCAUAGUGCAAUCACGCCAUUCCUUAAAUGACAACCAGUGGCAUUAUGUGAAGGCUGAACGAAAUGUCAAAGAGGCUUCCUUACAAAUAGAUCAGCUUCCUCAAAGAUCUCACAGUGCUCCACCUGAUGGACAUAUUCGCUUGCAGCUCAACAGCCAGCUUUUUGUAGGUGGAACAGCAUCCAGGCAGAAGGGAUUUUUGGGAUGCAUUCGUUCAUUACGGUUGAAUGGAAUGGCCCUUGAUCUGGAAGAGAGAGCAAAGAUAACACCAGGAGUUGAACCAGGCUGUCCUGGACAUUGUAGCAGCUAUGGUAACCUGUGUCACAAUGGUGGAAAAUGUAGAGAGAAAUACAGUGGAUUUUCCUGUGACUGCAGUUUCUCAGCCUAUGCUGGUCCAUUCUGCAAGAAAGAGAUCUCUGCCUACUUCUGGACAGGCACUUCUGUGACAUAUAACUUUCAAGAAUACUACGCAUUAGCUAAAAAUUCCAGUUCUCAUGCUUCUUCUUUCUAUGCGGACAUGACAUUAACCCGGGAAGAAAUUACAUUUGCCUUUCGAACAACUCGGACACCAAGCUUACUGCUCUACGUCAGCUCCUUCUACAAGGAAUACCUCUCAGUCAUUCUCACCAGGAAUGGGAGUUUACAGGUUAGGUACAAGUUAGAUAGCCAUCAAGAUCCUGAUGUCUUCAGCAUCACUUUCAAAAGCAUGGCUGAUGGACAACUACAACAUGUGAAGAUUAACAGAGAGGAGGAAAAGCUCUUUGUAGAGGUUAACCAGAAGGAAAGAAUGAAGUUUAUUCUGUCUUCAGGUACAGAAUUCAAUGCAAUCAAGUCUCUCACACUUGGCAAGAUUUUAGAAAACAGCGAUGUAGAUGAGGAGACUAUGAAGGCAAAUUCUCAGGGGUUUGUUGGCUGUCUAUCUUCAGUGCAGUUCAACCACAUUGCUCCUUUGAAGGCUGCACUGCACCACAGCAGCUCAGCCCCUGUCAUUGUAAAAGGGCGUUUCACUGAAUCCAACUGUGGUACUUUAACUGGAGCUGACUCAACAUCAAGUGAAACAACCCAUUCAUUUGCAGAUCACUCUGGACCAAUAGAUGAGGGAAAGCCCUUAGCUAAUGCAAUCAGAAGUGACUCUGCAAUUAUUGGAGGUGUGAUAGCAGUUGUCAUAUUCAUCCUACUUUGCAUCACGGCCAUAGCCAUACGCAUUUACAAAAAAAGCAUAUACUCAAAAAAUGAGACAAAAGGAUCUGAAAAUGAAGACAGUGCUGAAUCUGCAUUGAAAAGUGAGCUCAGCAUGCAAAACACAGCCAAUGAAAAUCAAAAGGAAUACUUCUUCUGA